Messenger RNA from Lacerta agilis (Sand lizard), 3626 nucleotides. RefSeq names its product OFD1 centriole and centriolar satellite protein (gene OFD1). The coding region runs from base 171 to 3269 and encodes 1032 amino acids. NCBI's taxonomy places the organism in Eukaryota, Metazoa, Chordata, Lepidosauria, Squamata, Lacertidae. The record is from RefSeq and is a predicted model, not a curated record. Gene Ontology annotation, biological process: epithelial cilium movement involved in determination of left/right asymmetry. Gene Ontology annotation, cellular component: ciliary basal body; centrosome. The transcript has 23 exons. Gene Ontology annotation, molecular function: protein binding.
AGUUGUGCCCGGCCGGGUCCCUGAAGCGCCUCUCCUUGACCAGAGAAGCGUAGCCGCUCCCUUUCGGAGCCGCCCUCCGCGAUACGAACAAGCGGGCGGGAAGCGGAGUGCGCUUCUCGAGGCCGGCCAGAAAGCAGGCGGGGAGCGAAAGGUCUAGCAAAGAGAUCAUAAUGUCUUCAGAUGAAUUUAAGGCUCUGUCACAAGAUGAACUCCGAAGAAGACUAUAUCAGACAUUUAAGAACCGAGGUGUUUUGGAUGCACUUAAGACACAGCUUCGAAACCAGCUCAUACAUGAUCUAAUGAAUCCCAUUUUAAGUGGAAAAAUUCAGCCACAAGCUGUUUCUAGUGAAUGCAGUUCAUUGUUAAUUGGUGCUUCUAACAGUCUGGUGGCAGAUCACCUGCGUAGAUGUGGCUAUGAAUAUUCACUGUCUGUCUUCUAUCCAGAAAGUGGAUUAGAAAAGGAUAAGGCGCUCACCAUGCAAGAUUUACUACAGCUGAUAAGGAUCAAUCCAAAGACUGAUCUUUACAAAGCACUGAUUUCAGCUUCAGAAAAAGAGAAUACAAAAGGCUUUCUUGUACAGAUAUUAACUGAACUGAUAGACCAUAGCCUGCAUAAGCAGAUUUGCAACACAGAAACUCAGACCAGUCCCACACCUGGUAAAGAAUCUCUUGCCGAGAAACUUCAACUGAUUGAUGAACAGUUUGCAGACAUGUAUCCUCAGUGCCACAAAUCUGAGUCGUUUGAAGUAAAACUUGCUGAAUAUAGAAAAGAAGUAGAACAGCAGCUUCAAGAGGAAAUGUCUCAGAAGUUGCAACACUUCAAAGAGGUUGAAAUAGCCAAAAUUAAGAUGGACGAGAGAGCACAAUCCCAGAAAGAGAUUUCAGAGCUUCGUAGAGAAUUUGAAAAAGUUCACAGAGCCAAGUCAGAGGCUCUGAGUUCUCGAGAAAGAAAUGCUAUUGAGAGGCUUCAGAAGCAGCAAGAGAUUGAUGCAAGGGAAAUUUAUCUGCAAAGGCAAAGCCUGCUGAAAGAUAUUGAAACAGUAAGAUCCCGAGAGGCAGAACUGAAGCAGAGAAUAGAAGCUUUUGAAUUAGCUCAAAACCUUCAAGAAUCAAAAAAUAAAACUGUAGAAGAUGCACUUCGUCAUCGAGAGGUAACUGUGAAGAACAUUGAAGAGACUUACGACCAGAAGCUAAAGAACGAACUCCUAAAGUAUCAGCUUGAACUAAAUGAGGAAUAUAUCGCUAGAACCAAGAAAAUUACUGAAGAUGAGAAAAGAAUUAAAGAUAAAGCUGUGCUUUUGCAUGAAGAGACCAUUUCUCUUAAUUCAAAAAAGCAGGAAUUCGAACAUGCUGUAUCACAUUCAAAAGAGCUUGAGCUGGAACUAGAUUCAGUCAAGGCUCAAGUUUUAUUAUUAAGCAAGCAAAAUCAGUUGAUGACAAAAAAACUGGAAGAAGUCUCAGAUUAUCCAACACUAAAAGAAGAGAAAAUGGAACUUCAGGUGCAGAAUAAGCUACUCAAACAACAGUUGGGAGAGGCGCACAAUGAAAACUUGGAACUUCGAGACAAGUUGAGUCGUCCAUCAGCUGAAUAUUUGGUCCUUGAGGCAGAGCUGAAAAGAGCAAAACAUGCUAGGAAGCUUGAAGGUGAAGAAUGUGACACUCAUAAGCAACUCUUGGAAAAACAGUUACAAAAUGAGAUUGAACAUUGUGUACAGCUGAAGACUCAGUUGUCGGAAUGUGAAAAUACUAUCGGGAAGUUAAAUGCACAAAUGGAAGACCUUAAGUUACAACUGAAACAGACGCAGACAGCGUUAGAGAAUGAAGUGUAUCGGAAUCCAAAGCCCUCUUUGGUUGAUCGUUCUGUCAUUGACUUGUUUGAUGACAAGACUGUACCUCCUGAUAUUUAUAUAGAUGGUGCUUUCCUGAAAACACGGCCAAUGGCUGAUACUAUUGGAAUGGGAAAUGGUACAAGCCCCAGACAUCAUCACCACCUUUUGAAAUCUAACACUUCACAAGAUUCUGAUUUAGAAUUUGUAGCUAAUACAAAGGCUAGAAUAAAAGAAUUGGAGAGAGAAGCUGAGUAUUUAGAAGAGGCCUACAGGAAUUACCAAUACAGAGCCAUUCAAACCACAGCUGGCCCAGCAAAAACCACAUUCUCUUCACCUAUGGCAAGUAACUUUACCAUGGCAUCUCGCCAAAGACUUUGGUUUGCACAGGAUGAUCUAUAUCCCCAAGAAUUACCCUUUCACUGCCAAAAAAGUAAAAGCUAUAGAUGGACACCAGGAAAUGGGGAUCACAUGAAAGAUCAUCUAACCCCUCCACGGAAGAAGUCUACUUCUAGACGUCUGUCUUCUACUCCUGUUUCCAAAGCAAAGAGAAAUAUUAGUAGCAAGCUGCUUUCUGAAGAUACAGUUGCCUCAUCUUUUGCUGCCCCUCAUCAGAAUGCAGACCAACCUCUCUCCCCCAUUCAAAGAACAGGCAACCUUUCAUCUCCUGAACAUGCUUCUGAUAUAUCAGUUUCUUCUUCCCCAGCCUCCUGCAAACAAAAACUAAGUCUUCAUCAGGAGCAAGGUGAAACUCAAGGUGUUAGUGACUCUGCAAAACCUGAGAAGCUCCUGUAUAAAGACCUUGGAAAUGACAACUCUGACCUUGGAAAUGAUGAGUCUGCCAGUAAAUAUCAAGAGGACAUUCCAGAACAGCUCGAAAGCGAUGCGUCACAUCCAUCUCACAUUGUUAGUGGAAGCCAUGUUCCAGCUACUGUGCCAGCAGCGGGCACUUCACAGCAGGACAUAAGUGGAGCAGAAAUAACAGCCCUGGAGAAACAAAGGCAUCCUGAAGAACAGGAGGAGGAGGAGGAGGAAGAAGAGGAGGAGGAGGAGCAGCAGCAGCAGCAGCAAAAAUGGGAAGAGAGGGAAGCAAAAAGGCAGCAAGAGAGGCAGGACACUUUGGAAAGAGAGCAAGGAGAACUGGAAAAAACAAAUGAAGAAUUGUGUAUGCAAGUGUCAGUGGAAACCGAGAAAAAGCAUGAAGAUGUGGCAGAUUUGGAAACGAUUAUCUCAAAGUCUGAAGAGCAUGGUGGUGAUGCUGUUCCUAAUCCACUGGAAAAAUACAUGAAAAUAAUACAGCAGAAUCAGAAGCAGGAGUUUGCAAAUGAGGACUUCAAGAAAGAAACUGAAGUAGUGUCUGAGAAACUCUCAGGCAGUGGAAAGGAGGACAGCUUUAGUGCUGCAGCCACUCUUCAUGGAGAGCCUGAUGAUGAUUUCUGGUGAAUAUCGAUUAGCAAGGGGCUACCUGACCAGAGAAGUGGACUUCUUUUUCAUCAGAGGAAGCACCACAAACUAGGGUGAGAUUCUGAACGCUGGAAUAUUGCCAUCUGCAUAAUUCAAGAAGAACAUACUAAAAGUGAAACAUUGCUGUUUGUUGGCACAAAGUUCCUAUCAGUGCUACAGAAACAAUGUUUCAGAGAAUUGCUUCCUACCUGAACAACCAAUUUUACAUGUUUAUAAUAUGCCAGUACAAUAAAGAUAGCUUUUUAUAGAGGCAGUGGGGGAAACAAUCAAAUCAGGUUGGUUUACCUUGUUUAACAAAUGAAUAUUUUUAAAAAAUAAAGCAGCAGUCAUAGAAAA